CACAGUCAACCACUCAGCACCUGCUCAGACAAGCCUCUUUCCUAUGAGGCUUUACACUUCCUCUGUGCUGUCCGAGAGCACAUCGUGUGAGCGAGCAGAUUAUCCGUUUUUAAAGCAGAAAACCAUGGCAAGGCAGUGGCACUUGGCGUGUCUGUGGAUUGUCUGGCAUUUUCACAACCCUCACGUUGCAGCUUUCAACCUGGACACCCAGAAUGUACUGCAGAGAAGUGGAGAUCCAGGCAGCCUGUUUGGAUUUUCUGUUGCUUUCCACCAGCAGCUGAAUCCUGCCAGAAAGAACCUGUUGCUGGUAGGAGCUCCACGUGCCAAGCAUCAGAGCCAAGUGAAUGUUACAGGCGUUGUUUAUCAGUGUGAUCUGGAUUCAACAUCUGAGCGUUGUCAACCAAUUGAGUUUGAUGACGAAGAGUUCCUCGACAGUCAAGGAAUAAACAACCAGUGGAUGGGGGUUCGAGUCACAAGCCAAGGUCCUGGUAAAAAUGUAAUGUCUUGUGCACAUCGAUAUCAGCAGUGGAGCCCAAGCCCGAGCCUUCAAAUCCCUCACCUGCUAACGGGUCAGUGUUACCUCUUAGGAGACGAUCUGCAGGUUGGGAAGGAAGACAGGAAGUGGCGAAGAGUAGUUUGCGAUUAUGAACAUCUAACAAGACGUCAAAAAGACCAGGAGUGGUUUGCGUACUGCCAGCAGGGUCAUGGAGCAUCUUUUGCCAAAGACAACAGAUCCCUGAUAUUUGGAGCACCUGGAGCUUACCAGUGGAGAGGAAUUGUACGAAUGGAGCUGUUGGACAACCUGGACAUAUUCAGUGAAGACCCUCGUGAGACCGGAGAUAUAGACCAGUUCAACCCGAAGCUCAUCCCUUUCCAGAGAAACAGCUACCUAGGAUUCUCUGUCGACUCUGGAUUCGCCCUCCUCAAUAAGAGUGAGCUGACGAUUGUAUCCGGAGCACCUCGGGGAGGUUACAGCGGUCAGGUGGCGUUUCUGAAGGCCGACCCUAAGGCUCAGAGAAAUCUGUCUGUGGAGCUGGUUAUCUCCGGGCCGGGGCUGGCCUCCUCCUUUGGAUACGAUGUGGCAGUGGUGGAUCUCAACGGUGAUGGAUGGGAGGACCUUGCUGUCGGAGCACCACAGUACUUUGUUAAAGACGGCGUGGUUGGAGGAGCAGUCUUUCUCUAUGUUAACAAUGAGGGAAAAAACUGGGAGAAGAUUGUUCCGGUCAAACUUGUUGGACAGAAAGACUCCAUGUUUGGUCUUGCAGUGGAAAAUAUAGGAGACAUCGAUCAAGACGGUUAUGAAGAUAUUGCUGUUGGUGCUCCAUAUGACGGAUCUGGUCGAGUUUUCCUUUUCUAUGGUUCAUCUGGUCGCAUAAACACAAACCCAGCGCAGAUACUCUCACCUGGAUCCAAAACAGUGAAUCUGUUUGGGUAUUCUCUGGCCGGGAACUUGGACGUGGAUGACAAUCAGUACCCUGAUCUGGCUGUCGGAUCUCUUUCAGACUCUGUUUUUGUUUUUAGAGCGAGGCCCGUAGUCAGUGUCAGCACCUCUUUUAAGAUAACACCAAAUGAAAUCGACAUUACAAGGGAACGGUGUGAUGAACGAACAUGUUAUCUUUCAGGUCAGGCGUGCUUCACUUACACAGCACAUAGAGCAACAUUCAAUAAUAAACUGAUGCUCAACUACACCUUUGAGGCUGAUUCUGUGAGCAGAAAAUCGAGGCCCAGAGUCGACAUUCUGGGGUCACCUCGAGGGAAACUGGAGCUACCAGGACAAGGCAGAAAAAUCUGUACCGACAUUAAGAUCCGACUUCUGCGGGACAUCAAGGACAGACUGCGUAGGAUCCCCAUCUCUGUCUCAGUGUCUCUGUUUAGCUCCAGUCAGACAACCAGGACGAGUGCAGAUCUGUCCAACCUCACUCCUGUUCUCAACCUCUACCAGAAGAACACUACCACCUCAGAGAUUAGGCUCAUAAACAAGGGCUGUGGCAGCGACAACAUUUGCCAAAGUAACCUUCAGUUGCAGUACAAGUUCUGCUCCAAAAAAACACAAAAUGGUCAGGACAUUUUCAAAUCACUCGCCAGGGAGGAUGGAGAUGCAGUCAUCACUCCAUCUGAUGAAGACAUCGCUCUGGAGAUCACUGUGACCAACAGAGAUGGAGAUGAUGCCCACCAGAGUCAUGCAGUCAUUACGCUCCCAGAUACACUGCAUUACUCAUCUGUUGUCCACAGUGGAGCAGCAGAAACACAAGUGAGUUGCACAGCCAACGACAAAGGAACACUGAUAGACUGUGAACUGGGGAAUCCAUUCAAAAGAGAUGCUGAGGUUACGUUUUAUGUCUUGCUCACAACUUCUGGCAUCUCGCUGAGUACAAAAAAUGUCAACAUCACCCUGCAGCUUGAAACAACAAGUGUACAGACCAUACAGCCAGUGGAGGCAUUGGCCAAAGUGGUUUUUGAGCUGGAGUUGCAAGUAUAUGGCCUUGCCAGGCCUUCCCAAGUGUCACUUGGUGACGACGUUAAGGGGGAAAGUGCCAUAAAAUCACUGGAUCAAAUCGGAACUUCAGUUGAGUUUGAAUUCAGGAUAACAAAUUUGGGCAGACCACUCAAAUCUUUCGCAAAUGCAUCUCUGAACAUUUACUGGCCAAAGGAGAACUCUGUAGGAAAGUGGAUUCUGUACUUGACUCACAUCAGCAGUAAAGGUGUACAAUCUGUCCCCUGCUCACCUGCAAACGAGGUCAAUCCACUUAAAGAUGUAAAGGGCUGGCAGGCUCCAUCAAGGAACAGACGUGAAGCUGAACACGAAGCCCUCUCUACUGAUGGACUCACAUUUCUCCUAUCAAGAAGAAAAUACGAAACAUUGAGCUGCUCUGAUGGACUCAAGUGUGUGGAGAUACGCUGCCCUCUGCUGGGCCUGGACAGUUCUGCACUGCUGGUUCUGCAUUCCCGCCUUUGGAACGCAACUUUAGCAGAGGACUACAGCUCUUUGAACUACCUAGAUAUUGUCGUGGAUGCUACUCUGAGUCUAACCAACUCUCCAGAGAAUAUUGGACUUAACACAGAGAAUCCUGGGACAAAGGUAAAACUGACGGUGUUCCUUGAGAGAAAGACUGAAUUUUUGGUCAAAGUUGCGUGGUGGAUAAUCCUUCUGACAGUGAUUGCAUUGCUGCUGUUGUUGGCAGUUUUCGUCUUCUUGUUGUGGAAGCGUGGUUGCAUCCAACGCCUCGCUCAUAAAAAGAAGCUCCCACAUGAUAAAGAUCCAAACACAGAGACGGCUCCUCUUAAAGGCUAAAAGUGGAACCAAACGACAUCCUGCUGCUUCAGAGGUUUGAGAUGCACAUCUUGAACUGGUGAUGUUGUGGCUUCAGCUAUAGUCAGCUAUUCUGGUGUUGCAUACUAUCCAGUAUUAGUGCAGAAUUGCAUUAGGAUUCAUGUUUGAACAUUCGAUGUAGAACUUUCAUUAUUCGGGUGGGAUAUGUGUAACGUAAGUAAAGGCUCAACUGAGAUUUGCACUUUUUUUUAAGUUUCUAUAUUUUUUGCUACUUUUGUCAAAAUAAAAUAAAAGGCACAUCAAGAUAAUUUUCUUUAUUUUUUUAAUGAAGCAGAAAAUAUCAAUUGUUUGAUACCAAAAAACCAUUACAACAACAUGAAAAAAGUUGUGCUAUACUUUCACCAUGAAGGAAUGUGUGAGUAGUGGGAAUGGAUGAGAGGUCGGACUAAAUAACGACUUUCCUGAAAUUCAGUGGAAAUAUUGCCGCCACCAGCGACUAAUCUGACUGCUGAGCAUCGAAAGCACAUAUGAUUGAAACACUGUUGCUUCUGAAAUACCGUGAAACACGUUUGAUCAUUUGUGUGUGUGCAGUAUAACACUGUGUGUGGUGAGGUCUUGAAGUCUUCCUACUGUCCUGAAGGCUUCCGUUCCAAACAUAUCCUCGUCCGACUGCUGGCAUUAAUCACCAAUCAGUUGUAAUAUUAAACUUCAUGUUUUUCACUGAGUAUUUUCAAAGAGUACCAUUAAAAACGGUUAAUAUUUUGGGAAAAAAAUGGAUAUGUUUUUGAAUGAAACCCUCCUCUAGCAUUUCUUUGUAUUGUACAGGUGUAUUAGUCCAUUUUACAAGAAGUGUCAUUCAAAGUGGGAUUUAAUAAUUCCUUAUUUCACAGAAGUGUCUUUGCAGUAUCUAUACAUUCUUCUAUAUUCUCAGUGUCCGUUCUCUUUUGGGGUAAACUGACUUAGAUCGUCUGUUCAGAAUUCAUUUUGGGAAAUGUACUUUCUAAGCUGAAACUGGAGUGAGCAGCUGCUUAAGUUUAACCUGGAACUCAUGAAACUACUCGUCCAGUUCUGUCUAGAGGUAACAUCAUGAAGCUCUGCAAAACACAAAUGCUGUCUCUCAAUUAGCAGAAUAUCUAAUACAAUACACCCAAACUUUAGGUGUGGAGUCAAUACAGGGGCAGCAACUGCUUCCAGCCAAGAAAAAGUGGGACAUAAAAUGACAAAUUGUUGUUUUUACACAUCAGUUCAAAUUGAAUCAUGUAUUAAAGGGCUUGUGUGCAGAUUUUGUUACCUUCAGAGAAAGCCAGGUGAGGUAAUUCCAGUCUUUGUGCUAAACUAAUCAGCUGCUGGAUGCAUCAUUAUAUUAAUUUUCCUUUAAUCAAUCUUCUCAUCUAACUCUCUGCAGUCCUCAACAUGUGAAGCACGUUUCCCAAAAUGCCUAACUAAUCCUUUAAACUCAGUCUCAUCUUUCCCUUUCCUUGAUGACAACCCCUUGACAAGCUUGUUUUCUUUUUCUGGAAUUUCUUUGAUCUCAUCUUCAUCAAAAUGCAUUCAGCAACAGAAAGUGAAGGGCCACUGUCUCUAAGUUCUUAACUUCAUUUGUCUUUCUGUAACUAUUCAAUCAUAGCUUUCAUCAUCUGUUGUUGCUUUUAGGAAAAGUAAGUAGAAAAGAGCACAGUUAAAAACAUUCAACAUCUCAACAUGACCUCAGAACUGUAACUUGAAACCAGAACAUACAACAAACAAUACAACCAUACACAUUCACACACGAUGCUCAUUAACAAUCUCUGGUUCAGACCAAAAACACCUGGAAAAAAAACAACUGAGAGCAAUCUUUUUGCUCUUGGUGUGACAAUAAUAUUAUAAAAUGAUUGUUUACCAGAAGGAAUUAUAAAUACAACUUGAUUUUUUUCUUUUUUGUAACCAGAGAAAGUUAAAGACAGAACUUCUUUUAGAAGAUCGAACACUCAACCUUUGCUUUAAAAAUUAUAACAGAUCAAACAAAAUAUAUUACAAAUAAAUUAACCAACAAUAUAUUACAUAUAAGCAACCCAAAUUAGCUUGAGCUUUUACAUUCAAAAUCAGUCCCUUGUUUGGUUUCAAGAGCCAUACUUUUGCCUUUUUUU
This is a messenger RNA of Amphiprion ocellaris (clown anemonefish), 5397 nucleotides long. Its product is annotated as integrin alpha-6-like. Gene Ontology annotation, cellular component: integrin complex; external side of plasma membrane. The coding region runs from base 44 to 3292 and encodes 1082 amino acids. Gene Ontology annotation, molecular function: integrin binding. Lineage: Eukaryota; Metazoa; Chordata; Actinopteri; Pomacentridae. The record is from RefSeq and is a predicted model, not a curated record. The transcript is spliced from 25 exons. Gene Ontology annotation, biological process: integrin-mediated signaling pathway; cell-cell adhesion; cell adhesion mediated by integrin.